AUGUGCGCCCGUCUGUGCUCGCUCGCCGGCUGCCGCGGCUGCUCGCCCGCGUCGCCGCGCCCGCCGACCGUCGCGUGCCCUCGCCCACCGGCUGCCGCAGUUGCUCGCUCGCAGGUCGGACGCCGCGCGCUCGCUCGCCGGCUGCCGCGGCUGCCCGCCCGCGUCGCUGCGCUGGCCCGCCGGCCGUCGCGCCCGCGUGCGCUCGCUCACAGGCCGGACGCCGCGUGCCCUCGCCAGCCGGACGCCGCGAGUGCUGGCCCGCCGUGCUCGCGUGAGCUCGCUCGCCGGCUACCGCGGCUGAUCGCCCGCGUCGCCGCGCUGGCCCGCCGCGCUCGCUCGCCGGUUACCGCGGCUGCUCGCCCGCGUCUCCGCGCUCGCUUCCCGGCAGCUCGCCAGCGUCGCUGCGCUGGCCCGCCGGACGCCGCGUGCCCUCGCCCGCCGGAUGACGACGCACGCGACUACGCGCACGGCGGGUGGAGGCCGGCCGAGGCCCAUCUGCCGUCCGCCUUGGGCGUGCGCGACACUGCUGUUCGGCAGAGGCCGGGCUCCUCGAUGAUGACGGGCGCAAUCACGCGGCCCUCCAUGGUGAGGUGGAGGCUGGCCGAGGCUCCUCAGCUCUGCGGUCGUCGUCCAUGCAUGCUCCUGCAUGGUGAGCACGAGCUCACGCCUGGUGGCUAG
This is a messenger RNA of Miscanthus lutarioriparius, 678 nucleotides long. The record is from the annotation of a GenBank genome assembly. Lineage: Eukaryota; Viridiplantae; Streptophyta; Magnoliopsida; Poales; Poaceae.